AUGGAUACAUUACCAAGCAUUGUUAUAACAACAAUAGCUAGUCAUUUGAAUAAUGAACUUGACUUGUUCUGUCUUGGCUUGGUGGCCAAACGAUACUUUGUCAUCUAUGACAAGUUGACAAUGGUACCAAGGUUGUCUACAACCAAGCAACAACAAGGAGAUGAAGAUGAUGCACCACCUACAAGGAUGACAGCAAACCCCAUCAACCCUGGUUCAAUCCCAGCAUCAGUCACAGAUCUCACAUUCACAGACACAUUCAAUGAUACGAUACACUUGGAUUGCAUGCCUCCAUCACUCAAACGAUUGAAGAUAGGUCGGUUGUAUAACAGACCAAUACCACCUGGUGCCCUGCCCGCCUCACUCCUAUUCUUUAGUAUGAGUCAGGGAUUCAACAUGCCAAUCGAAGCCGGGGCACUCCCACCUGCGCUGACCACCCUCCAACUUGGCGCCACAUUCAAUCAACCUCUUGGAGUCAAUGUCCUCCCGGCCUCACUCCGAUCACUAAGCCUUGGUGAAGAGUUUAAUCAGCCCAUUCAACAUGAUGUGUUGCCACCAAGUCUCACCAGUCUGGACCUCAGCGAGAAGUUCAAUCACCCAAUCGUGCCUGGACUGCUGCCCGCAUCACUCAUGAUCCUUGUAUUUGGAGGCCGAUUCAAUCAGACCUUGGUCCCUGGCGCCCUCCCCCAAUCACUGACCAGCGUAUACUUUGGAAGCCGAUUCGAUCAGGUACUCUAUCCUGGCGUGCUCCCGCCGUCACUCAUUCAAUGCAGCUUCGCUUUUGAUCACAUGAAACAGUUGUUUCCGGGCUCGCUACCAGCGUCCCUUCGCUCACUCACUCUUGGCUACAGCUUUAACUUGACCCUGGACCCAGGCAUCCUGCCCAGCUCACUCACACAGCUGGUCACAGGCUUCAGGUUCAACGCGGCCUUUGAGCCAGGCUCGCUCCCCUCAACACUGGCCACGCUCACUUUGAACCACUCGUUCGUUCAACGUCUUGUCCCUGGAGUGCUACCGUCCUCUCUCACAAGUCUGUCGUUGGCAGGCCAGUACAAUCAUCCGUUUGAUCUUGGAGUGUUGCCACAAGGACUGCAAUUCCUCGAGCUGGGAGAGUUCAACCAGCCCUUGCAACCGGGCGAGCUACCAUCAUCACUGGACACACUGUUGUUUGGAAGCGAGUUUGAUCAAGCGUUGCCCAAGGGCGUGUUGCCAGUGCGACUCUUUGAGCUGCGCUUAGGAAGAUACUUCCAGCAGACACCCGACAAGGUCGUGUUCCCAAGCACGCUCAACACACUCAGGAUCAUGGAUCUUCGGCGCCAAGGACAAUAUGUGAACCUGCUCUCAAUGGAAUCAUUCCAACGAUUGAUCGUCACAACUAUAAUUGAACAAGAGUAUACUGAUGAUGGACCUAUAACAUUAUUAUCCAAUGCCAGGAUACCAAUGUUGUGUGCAGAGAUGUAUGGUGCACAGGCAGUAUUUGACAAACUACAACGUGCAAUCUAUAGUCAAUUGCCCAAUGUUGCCACAUACAACUUCCGCCAGUAUUAUGUACGUCGUCCUCGCAUCCACUACCUCAUUCGAUUCAUCAACCCUGGUGAGAUGCUCAUCGCAUUAUACAACGAUAUGACAUUAGACAAUCCAUCACCUAUCUCACACUGUCAAUUCAGACGAUUAUAA
This is a messenger RNA of Acytostelium subglobosum LB1, 1674 nucleotides long. RefSeq lists its product as hypothetical. The transcript has a single exon. Bases 1 to 1674 code for a protein of 557 amino acids. The record is from RefSeq and is a predicted model, not a curated record. Lineage: Eukaryota; Evosea; Eumycetozoa; Acytosteliales; Acytosteliaceae.